This is a messenger RNA of Sorghum bicolor (sorghum), 1396 nucleotides long. Its product is annotated as probable WRKY transcription factor 47. The transcript is spliced from 2 exons. Gene Ontology annotation, biological process: regulation of DNA-templated transcription. Gene Ontology annotation, molecular function: DNA-binding transcription factor activity; sequence-specific DNA binding. Lineage: Eukaryota; Viridiplantae; Streptophyta; Magnoliopsida; Poales; Poaceae. The coding region runs from base 81 to 1166 and encodes 361 amino acids. The record is from RefSeq and is a predicted model, not a curated record.
UCGCAGCUAGCACGUACUACUCCAUAUAUAUAUAGUCCAUAUACAUCCAGCAAGAACUGAAGAGGAGGUCGAAUCGAUCGAUGGCUUGCGUGGGGGAGCGUGAGGCCGCGGUGAGGGAGGUGGCGCAGGUGUACGAGCUCAUCAAGCUCCAGCAGCCUCUCCUCCUCCUCCACUCGCCGCAGCACCCGCCGCCGCCGUCGACGGCCAAGCUGGCGCAGAGCCUCCUCGCCAAGGCGCUGCGAGCCCUCAACGUCGCCCUCUCCGUCAUGAAGCAGCAGCAGCCUGUUGUCGUCGUCAAAGCUGAGCCUCAUCAGCUCUCGCCGCCCAGCCCGGCGUCUGCCAACUCCCAAGUCGCCAUAGUACCCAGCACGGCAACAAGAGGCGCCAAAAGAAGAAGAUCAUCCGUAGCAAUAAUGGAAGGGAAGAAGAAGACCUCGUCGUCGUCCUGGGCGACGGUAACCGCCGUGCCCUACGACGACGGCUACGAGUGGAGGAAGUACGGCGAGAAGAAGAUCAACGGGACGCUCUUCACCAGGAGCUACUUCCGGUGCACCUACAAGGACGACGCCGGCUGCCUCGCCACCAAGCACGUCCAGCAGAGGGACGACAACAGCGACCUGCCCAUGUUCCAUGUCACCUACAACAACGACCACACCUGCAACAGAGCCAAAGCUGCAGGCAUAGCCAACAACGGCAGCAGCAGCAACAACCUCGCUGCAUUGCUAGCAGGCUGCUGCAGCAAUGGCAGUGGCAGCGGCAGCGGCAAGGGACUGACGACGAUGACGACGACCAAUGCUCGGCCAACCGAGCAUGCUGCUGCUGCUGCUGCCAUGAACAUGAUGAAGCAAGAACCACCGCUGCUGUUGCCUGCUCUGAUCGACCUCCAGCAGCCUUCUGCCUGUUUUCCUAAUGAACAAAUUCCACAGUGCCAGAAAGAGCCGCUGUUUCCUACAAGUAUGGAGCAGCAGUUCGUCUGUGGUGCUUUAAGAGACCAUGACUCUCCUGUCGAUGGCGACAUCCCGUCGGCCACUGGUUCGUGCAACUCCGGCGAGACCAGCUGGUGGGAUGGGUAUUCUGGGGACAUGGCAGCGCAGAUGGCAGCUGAAGACGACCCUCUCCACGACCUCGACCGGUUCCUCCAGUGCGAUAGCUUCAUGGACUACUAGUAGUAACUAUAGCUCUGCAACCUAAGCUAAUGAACAGGGUUUAUGAAAGUAGAAGUAUAGUUUGAUCUUCCUUUUUUGUUUUCUUAUAGCUAGCUAGGGCAGUAGUUAGUAGUGCCAAUAAUAAUGCAGUGUUUUGUAGGGAAAAGAUAGCGGUUUAUGUAAAAUGAGAUGAUGUAAAAUAGGAUCAUGCAUGAGAUGUAAAACAACGACGAUUUGAUAUGUAUAAUGGC